CCAUUUGUUUAUUUUUAUCUACGGGUUUGGUCACUUCUCUGCCUUUGACAAAGUGUUAAAACCAGAGAAAAUGGUUUCAGUUUGUUGGUCAGUGUCCAAACUCGGUUGCGUUUCCCCUUUAAGCGCAGACGCUCCGGCGGAGCAGGAAGUAGCGCAGAGGACCGUCGUCACCAACACGGUCACGUUUGUUUAUCUCCCAUAUGUCUUGUCUGCUCUAGACCGUUUUGAUAUCCCGUAUUCGGUGAAAAGGCUGCGGCAGCGCCGGUUUCAGGUUGACGGUGUGAUAUUUCAGGAGCAUGGCCGACGGUCCCGAGGCUCAGGCUGAUGUUGAAGACCCGCCCAGUAUCAGUUUCCCUCCUCUCAUCACUGUUUCCGAUCUGCCCGGUGCUACUGCUGCAGGCCGUAACCUGAAGGAAUGGCUUCAGGAGCAGUUCUGCGACAAACCUCUGGACCAGGAUGACAUGCGCCUCCAUAACGCAGCCUACGCCGGAGAUCUGGACACCGUGAGGAACCUGCUGCAGGAAGACAGCUUCAGAAGGCGUAUCAAUGAGAAGUCUGUGUGGUGCUGUGGCUGUCUGCCCUGCACCCCUCUGCGGAUCGCAGCCACAGCAGGACACGCCGCCUGUGUGGCCUAUCUCAUCGCUCAGGGAGCCGAGGUGGACCUCGUUGAUGUCAAAGGCCAAACAGCCCUCUAUGUAGCUGUGGUUAAUGGCCACCUGGACUGUGUCCGGAUACUCCUCGAAGCUGGAGCGGAUCCAAAUGGAAGCCGACACCACCGCAGCACCCCACUGUACCAUGCUGCGCGGGUGGGAAGACUGGACAUACUGCAGGAGCUCAUCAGGUUCAAUGCUGAUGUAGACAUGGACCACCAGCUGGGUCCCCGGCUCCUCUUAAGUGCCCGCACCCUCAACACUUUGGUGGUGUGUCCUCUCUACAUCAGUGCUGCUUACCACCACCUCCACUGUUUCCGGCUGCUGCUCCAGGCCGGUGCACAGCCCGACUUCAACUACACCGGGCCUGUCUGCCAUGAGGCUCUGACACGCGGCCUGGCUUCCUGCCUGCUGGAUGCGGUACUGCGACAUGGAUGUGAGGUGGCCUUCAUCCACCUCCUGCUGGACCACGGGGCCAACCCGGCCCUUGUGCCAUGGGAUGAGUCAGAACUGGAAGCUCCUAACCGAAGGAAGGUGGAUCCAGAAGCACUCAGGAUCUUCCUGGAGGCAAGGAGAUGCCCUCGUAGGCUGACACACUUGUGUCGCAUCAGGAUCCGCAGAACGAUGGGCAAAACUCGUUUACACCACAUAACCUCGUUACCCCUACCGGAACCCAUCAAGAAUUUCCUGCUUCACCAAAACUGACAAGCCUUCCACCUCCCCGUCUUCUAGAGAGCCCAGUCUCAAAAUCCACUGUCGAGCUCAAAGACAAGCCACAGGACAGAACAUUUUGUGAACCCAAUUUCUUAACUGCUUAUUAUUUUCUGUACAAGACAAUAUUGUUUUUCAGAUGUUUUGAAGUCAACAGUUAUGUAAUUCCCCCAUCUCCGUGAUUCAAAGGCUUCUUAACCUCUCAGAGAAGCUUUAAUUUGUCCUGACUUGUGGAAACUACAUGUACAGUGUGUCAUUAAUGUUUGCCUUGUGGUUUCCAAGAUCAUCAGGGUAUAGUAUCUUCUGAUCCUAGUUCAUGCAGCAUGUUUCAGCUUAACAGCCACGGUGAGAAUGUCCUUUGGUUUGCCAUCAACACAUGCCCUGUAGCAGUUAUCCUGUUCAGAGGCAGAGGACCAUUGUCCAGCUAAAGCUCCUUGGAUUGCUCCCUUACAAUAUGUGUUUUCUGUGAACUUUAAUUUUAAGCCUUUCAUCAGCCAGAGUGGAAGGCAAAAUGUGCAACCCAGCAUUCUUACGUUUACACUACACUUCAUUUAUUUGUAUCAUAAUUCUGCUUCCAUUGAUGCAUUGACAGUAUAGAUGAGUUUGGCAGUGCAAAGUCUGGUCUGUGCAAACUGUUAACGUUGUCGUCCUGUGUUUACAUUGACUGCUGGCAGAUGAUUGGUUCAUUUUUAGCUGUAUGAGUUAAAAAAAGGCUUCAAGAUGGAUCAAACCAGACCUACACUACUAACAUAAAAACCAGAAUACUAAUUGUGAAAUUCCAGAUGUAAAUGAGCAAUUGUUAACGUACAUGUUAUUAUCAAAAACGGUGGAGAAGAUUUUGUAGAAAAAUGAUAGUUUUUAAGGAUAUUUAAGGAAACUUGCUCUGUAAGUUUGACAGUCUGUUAAAAGGUGAAUGAAAUCUGUUUAUAAUGAAUUGAAUGAGCUUGUAUUAAUUUCCCAGAAGGUUGCCUUCUCUCUAUUGUCUUUUGUGUAAAUCUGUUUGCACAGCUUUUUUUCUCAUAAAAUUUUAAACAUGUUAAAAUGUCUGUGCAUUUAGCUUUGUAUGGCUGAUCCUUAUGUGCAUACAGUAAAU
Molecule: messenger RNA, 2454 nt
Organism: Monopterus albus (swamp eel)
Lineage: Eukaryota; Metazoa; Chordata; Actinopteri; Synbranchiformes; Synbranchidae
Gene: asb1
Product: ankyrin repeat and SOCS box containing 1
Exons: 5
Coding region: 297-1355 (352 amino acids)
Biological process (GO): intracellular signal transduction
Molecular function (GO): protein binding
Source: RefSeq, a predicted model, not a curated record